UUCUUGACAUCUGUCAAACUGAUCUAAAUGUCAAACAUAUGACAGAAUAACAAUAGGGAAAUUGUUUUAAUGCUUUCUCCAAAACAAGAAAUUGCCAGUAAAAUCAUAAAAGUAUGAAAAUUCGACCUUUAAGAAUAAAAAGAGGAGUUCGAAAAUGUUAAAUGAUAGUGACGAUGACGACUUUUCUUCCUCUUUUGCAUCAAAAUCAAAUUUAGCUCACCUAUUUAGUAAUAAAGUUACCAAAGGCCUGGAUAGUUCACUGAUUUACAACGCUCCAAAACAACCUCGAAAACAAGCAACAGAAACCAGUUCACUUUUGUGUGCUAAAGUUGUUACUAUCGUUGAAGGUUUAAAAGAAGAUUCAACAAAUGCUAAAUAUGGAUUGGCUAUUGUAGGAAAUGAAUCAUUAAAAACCUACGAGUUGAUUUUGUACAGAACUAAACAGAACAUUCUAUCAAGAACAAAGAUAUCAUCUUCUUUUAAUUUCUCCAUUCAAGAUUACGUCUUUGGUUCAUUUAGUGACAGAACACGUCAAUGGGUUGUAAAAUUUAAAGAUAGGAACGAUGUUUCUGAUUUUUGUGACAAACUUAAUAAUACAGGAGCUGGAAUUAUAAGAACAAACACGGAAGCUCACAGAGCUAUAUCAAGUAAUGAGCCUGUGCAACGUCAAAGUCCAGAUAUACAGAAAGGCCCUAUUUUAAAAAUAGAAACAGAAAAAGAUAGAUAUGAGGAGAAUGACUUUACAACAAAUAUUUCUAGCAAAAUUAGAGAGUUUAGUAGUGGUAUCUCUAAAAUUGGAGUCCCAGUCCUUCCUCGAGCAUCACCUGCCAUUCCUUGUACAGAUAUUAAUAGCAAGCAAUUUAAUGAUAGUCAACUAAUUUCAAAAAGUUCUGAUGACAUUGUACAAAUUGAAGAUACAAAAAUUUCAUCUGCAAAUAACUUAAAUAUACAACUAAAUGUAUCAGAACCUCCUCAGAAUCAAUUUGUUCAAAAUGUACAUUUUUCAAAUUCCCAAAUAUUAUCCGUGCCAGAUCCGAUAAAUUUAUUAGCAGCAGAAACAAGGAUUGCAAACUGUGAAACAAAAUUAAGUUUAGCUCAGAUUCAGUCUAAACUUGACCAACUUUUACAAUCUGCAAAUAAUUUGCCUGAGCCACAAUCAAAAGUAUUACAGUCAAAAAAUAAAGCCCUACAGUUGAAGAUAGAUAACUUAGAGGCAGAAAUAGGAAAACUAAAAACAGAAAAUGUCAAAUUACAUUGUAACUACAAUGAAAGCGGUGCAAACCCUCAGUUUAUUGAAACAUUAGAAAUUGAAAACCAAGAGUUAAAAAACAAAAUUUUAAAUUAUGAAGUUGAUGUACUAAAUGCUAAGAAAGAAAUAGAACUUUGUCAUGAAGAAAGAUCUAAUACAUCUCGGCUAAUAGAACAAAAUCAAAACUUGCUAGAGGACAAUGUGAAACUACAAAAUAAAAUAAAGGAAUAUGAAGGACAAUUAAAAGAACUGAAUAAAUUAAGACAUACAACUAUUGAACUGAAGGAAAGUAUUGAAAUAAAAGAACAACAGUUGCUGGAAUGCAAACAUGAACUGGAAUGUUUUAAUCCUGAGGGAGAUAGAGUUAACAAAAUGGAAAAAAUGAAAAUUCUCGAAAGAGAAAUAAAAGAUAUUAUGAAUGAUAUGUACCAAACAAUUAUCAGUUCUGGUAACAGUGUAAAAUAUCCAAUAAGUGAGGAAUUUAAACUUAUUUUAGUGAAACUUGUUAAAAACAGUACUUUUAAAAUUAUAGAGGAGAUACAAAAGAAAUUUGCAUAAGCAGCUGUGAUAUUUUCUAAAUACAUAUACGAAUUUUCAUUGUAAUAAAGUUUCUUAUAACUACAAUUGUUAUUAACUAAUUAUUAAAUGUGAUACCUGAUACAGUCUUGUAAAAAUAUAAAAGGAUAUUUUGAA
Molecule: messenger RNA, 1942 nt
Organism: Agrilus planipennis (emerald ash borer)
Lineage: Eukaryota; Metazoa; Arthropoda; Insecta; Coleoptera; Buprestidae
Exons: 3
Coding region: 155-1807 (550 amino acids)
Source: RefSeq, a predicted model, not a curated record